UUUAUCUGUAAGGCUAAUGGCGUCCUCUAUGAGAACCAACUUAUCCAAAUUGGCUUAAAAACUCAAUAUCAAUCAAGUGGUCAGGGAAAACUUGCAGUCUUCUAUGGUAACAAAUCGAGCCUGGGCGAUCUGACCAACUUUGUUGUGCAGGUGACUAAUACUGAUGCUAUUGAAGAUACUGGUUUGCAGGUUCAUUUGCAGCAAGCACCACCAUCUCUAGUUCCUGCCGGUGCGCAGGUUCAGCACAUGAUACAUUUAGAAUGCUUCAGCGAGUUUGUUACCAUGCCUAGAUUCAACAUCUCGUUCACGUAA
This is a messenger RNA of Protopolystoma xenopodis, 312 nucleotides long. The record is from the annotation of a GenBank genome assembly. NCBI's taxonomy places the organism in Eukaryota, Metazoa, Platyhelminthes, Monogenea, Polystomatidea, Polystomatidae.